This is a messenger RNA of Paramacrobiotus metropolitanus, 1331 nucleotides long. Its product is annotated as BTB/POZ domain-containing protein 3-like. The transcript is spliced from 6 exons. Gene Ontology annotation, molecular function: protein binding. NCBI's taxonomy places the organism in Eukaryota, Metazoa, Tardigrada, Eutardigrada, Parachela, Macrobiotidae. The record is from RefSeq and is a predicted model, not a curated record. The coding region runs from base 18 to 1331 and encodes 437 amino acids. Gene Ontology annotation, biological process: neurogenesis. Gene Ontology annotation, cellular component: cytosol.
GAUUUAUUGAAUUCAGGAUGUCGGAAAGUUCGACUUCUUCUAAUGGAGCCGCCAGUUCGCAACGGCGAGGUGCACUUGGACCCGCGGACCGUAUGCAACGCAUGCUGGAAAGUGGUGAUUUGUCCGAUGUGCAGUUUGAAAUAGGACGACACUUCGGGUCAGCUAAGACUUUUCGAGUGCACAAGUAUAUGCUAAGUAGCAGCAGCGAUGUGUUCCACACCAUGUUUUGCGGGAGCUUACCCGAGAAGUGUGCCGCUCCGAUCGACAUUCCUGAUGUUCCUCCCGCCGCCUUUCAGAGGAUGCGCGAAUUCAUCUACACGGAAUCGAUUGUUGUGACUACAGACGACGUUUUCCCCACGAUGCAAUGUGCGGAUAAAUACGAUCUGCCGCGGCUGGUUGAUCGUUGCUGCGACUUCGUCUUCAAAGAUCUCCGAAUUAGCAACUGUCUGCUACACGCAGAGAAUGCACUGGCUUGGCCUGUUCAUACCGAUAACAGUAUGGUGGAGAAUUGCCUGCACUUCGUGGAUAUGCACUGUGAAGAGGUUCUCCAAUCGGAACAAUUCACGCAGCUGAAGCACACCACAGUGCGAAAAAUUGUUGAACGGGAUACUCUUUCUGUGCAUGAAAAUGUCAUCUAUGCCGCGGUUGAUACAUGGGCGGUGGCUGCCUGCACCCGUGAUAAUCUGGAGCCGUCGGUGAACAACCGGCGCCAAGUGCUGGGUGACAUCCUUUACCUGAUCCGUUUCCCGCUGAUGACGGACGCUCAACUGGCGGAUGGUCCCGCUGGUAGUGGUCUGCUGCUACCCUCCGAAGUAUUGGAAAUCUACCUUUACCGGCAUGCUGCCACAGUGAAAGGACAACUGCGCUUCACCACGCAGUCCCGAAACUUCCCGAUCAUCCGUGUCGGCGAUAUGGCAUUCCGGGAGCAAGAGGAAAUUUUCGUGGAGAGAAGUCAGCACUGGUCACCGGCCCACGUGGUCGGGGUGCGUGGACUAGGCGUUGUCUGUCAGCUUCCGUAUUCAAAGCAGACCGUGGUGACCGCAGCGGAGAAGUUUGUUCGGGCCUCGGACAUUCUGGCCAGUGGACAAAAAAUUCUGUGGUCUGCUCCCAGUCUUCGAGGCCGCUAUGUGGAGGUAACGUACAAGAUGCGACAUUUGGGAGGCCACCGUGUCAAUGUGUUGGGAACCGAGCGGGUGGUGUUGUUCGGGGAUAUUGCUAUUAAAUGCGAUUCAGUGGAAGCGUGGAAAAGAGCGCAGGAGGAGAGCGCCGAGAGGAAUACAUCGGGAGAUGCCACGCGGAAACGCUCACUGGAUGCGGCUAAUCUUGCCUGA